CCCACCCCCACCCCCCACCCCCCUUUCUUCUUCAAACAGGUAACCCUGGUGACGCCCUACGCACCGAAGUCGACGACUCCUAACCUGCGGGAGGUGGUCCUUAGGGACGCCGACCUACACAAGUACUUCCCCAACGCCUUCGCCGGGAACCUCAUGGCCGCCCCUCUCACGGUCAUCAGGGAGUCCUUCGACGUCUGCCUCAGGACCCUAGGAUCUCCCGAAGUCCAGGGCCUCCUGGAGGAAGAGUUCGAGGUGGUGCUUCUGUCUUCCUUCUUCUCGGACUGUUACUUGGCGGUGGUUCAUCAGCUGAAGGUUCCAUUCAUCUACGUGUCGCCUCUGGGACUCGUCGGCCCCCAGGCUGACUUAGCAGGGAACCCGACUUUUCCAUCCUUCUGCGUAGCUCCUGUGUUUACCUUCGAACACCCUCUCACGUUUACACAGAGAUUGGUUAGCGCUGUCGGCGAAGUGGCAGCGUCGGCCAUUUUCAGAUACGGGAUUGGAUAUGUAAGUGACUGGAAAUGCAGAAAGAGUGGUCUCUGCCCGGAUGACAUGCCAGCUGUCAACGAGAUGCGCCUUAAUUCUAGCUUAGUUAUCCUAAAUAGUGUAAAAAACCUGGAGACGCCCGUCCGGCCUUACGUACCCGGAGUCAUACACGCGGGCGGGAUUCAUUGUAGGGAGGCUAGACCUUUGCCUGAGGUAAGGUACCGCAGAGUGUUAGUAAACGUCUUCGGUUCCCUUCGUCAGCGCGUAUUGUGGAAAUGGGACGUUGAUAGCAUGGUUGAUCUGCCGCCCAACGUCAGGCUGGGAAAGUGGUUGCCGCAACAAGACAUUCUUAGUCACCCCAAGUUACGUCUCUUCAUCACUCACGGCGGUCUGCUAAGUACCCUCGAAUCGACAUACCACGGUACGCCUGUCCUUGGGAUACCUGUGUUCGGGGACCAAGUUGGUAACAUGAUGGAGGUGCAGAGACAGGGAUGGGGGAGGACCCUGCGUUGGGGGGAGUUUGACGAAGAGCUUUUGAGGGAGACCAUCUACAGCAUCAUGGAUAACCCAAAGUACCAGUUAUACAACGUUGAUGUAUGGGCAACGGUAACAGUGUUAUUCUGUGUACUAAUAUACGCUAUCGUCCGGACCUUUUGCUUCUGUAUACGAAGAAUAAGAAAAUUGAAGAGAGAUUGAUAAA
Molecule: messenger RNA, 1183 nt
Organism: Penaeus chinensis
Lineage: Eukaryota; Metazoa; Arthropoda; Malacostraca; Decapoda; Penaeidae
Product: UDP-glycosyltransferase UGT5-like
Exons: 7
Coding region: 154-1179 (341 amino acids)
Molecular function (GO): UDP-glycosyltransferase activity
Source: RefSeq, a predicted model, not a curated record